AUGUCUAACGCCGAGCUCGCUUGCUCUUACGCCUCUCUCAUCCUUGCGGAUGAAGGCAUUGAGAUCACCGCCGACAAGAUCCAAACUCUUCUCACUGCCGCCAAGGUUCAGGAGGUUGAGCCCAUCUGGACUUCCAUCUUCGCCAAGGCUCUCGAGGGCAAGGACGUCAAGGACCUCCUGACCAACGUCGGUUCCGCUGGCGCUGCUGCUCCCGCUGCUGCUGGUGGUGCCGCCGCCGCCGGUGGUGACGCUGCUCCCGCUGCUGAGGAGAAGAAGGAAGAAGAGAAGGAGGAGUCCGACGAGGACAUGGGCUUCGGUCUCUUCGACUAA
Molecule: messenger RNA, 330 nt
Organism: Aspergillus puulaauensis
Lineage: Eukaryota; Fungi; Ascomycota; Eurotiomycetes; Eurotiales; Aspergillaceae
Gene: rpp1
Product: ribosomal protein P1
Exons: 3
Coding region: 1-330 (109 amino acids)
Biological process (GO): translational elongation; cytoplasmic translation
Cellular component (GO): ribosome; cytosolic large ribosomal subunit
Molecular function (GO): ribonucleoprotein complex binding; protein kinase activator activity; structural constituent of ribosome
Source: RefSeq, a predicted model, not a curated record